This is a messenger RNA of Rhinolophus ferrumequinum (greater horseshoe bat), 1314 nucleotides long. It is a transcript of the gene PASD1, whose product is annotated as PAS domain containing repressor 1. Lineage: Eukaryota; Metazoa; Chordata; Mammalia; Chiroptera; Rhinolophidae. Bases 1 to 1314 code for a protein of 437 amino acids. The record is from RefSeq and is a predicted model, not a curated record. The transcript is spliced from 9 exons.
AUGGCCCUGUCGGUGGUAUUGUUCUCCCACAGCCUUCCCACUGCUCUGAACCAGCAGGAUGAAGUUGCCAUUAUAAAGCUUGAGCAGUAUGGAUCACGAGAAUGUACUCCUAUAAUAGACGUACAUUCUGAUACAUCUUCUGAAACCAACACACCUACCCUGCUAAAGAUGCUCGGAUCGUCAAGCUCAUCAUCUUCUGAGAGUUAUGAUUUUCGUUUUGAGAUGGGUGAUACAGAUGAGGUGGUUGAAGUGAAAGAGGAGGUCGAGUUGGAAGAGGUGAUCCAAGUGAUAGAAUAUGAAGAGGAAGAGGAGGACCAGAGGGAAGAGGUGGAUGAGAUGGAUGAAGUGGAAAGAGAGGAUGAAGAGGAAGAUUAUCAGAUGGACCAGAUGGAAGAGGUGGUGCAGGAGAGCCCCUCAUCCUCCACUAUGCCUGCUGACAGCAGUGCUGAGCUGCCGUUGAAAUUUAAAUUAUACAUCAAGAGACGUGAGCUACAACUUGCAAAGAAGUUUAAGAAGCAACUGGAAGAGAAGACUGAAAUACUGCAGGCUGGUCUCAGACUCCAGCAAGAGAACAUGAACAUGAUGAAGGAGCAGCUUAAGAACCUGCACAAUUCCAAGUUGCAGGCUGCAGGAGCUGAGAAGGGCCCAGCAGGGCUCUGGCAGUGGCAGACGCUGGUAGCCCCAGUAUGCUGCCCUGACAAUCUUGAGUCCCAGCCUUCGGAGCCACUGUUCAAGAAACAACGCACUGAGGAGAUGACAGUGAAGACGCUCCUCCCGGAUCUUACUGUGACCAGAUAUUUCCAAAGUUCAUGUUCAUCUACCCCUUCGAAAUUUCCUGAGGAGCUUGGGAAGACUUGCAGUGUCUCCACCCAGACCCAGCCUCGCGUUCCUCUCGAAUUAGUCGUUGAGAACGAGCCCUCUGGCUGCUGUAAAGAGGAAAACCUUGAUGUCCAGAAAGAUGAAAGUUUUUGUCCUGAGGACCAGCAGGAGUUCUCCAUUAAUCCACUGCCACUAGCAAAUGACCCAAACGUGGAGACAACUUCUGCCAACUUUUCUCAACCUCCUAUCGCUUCUGACUCAAAUGGAGUCACGCUGGAGACCCCCCAGGAUUUUAUCCAAAUCUGGGAACAGUCAUCGACUUCACCGAAUUGCCUCUUUCUGAAACAGGUGGUAGUUCCGGAGGCAGGAGCCCAGGAACCGUCAGGUGCACAAGCUGUCCAGGACCCCGCUGAAUAUUCGUCAGAAAAUGUCACCUAUUUCUUGUCUGGCGAGCAGCCUGACCUGCACGAGCAGUUCAUUCAUACCAAGCCUUGA